AUGCAAGUCUACUGCAUUCGCCAAGUUGAUCUGCCUUAUGUAAAGUGUCCCAUCCCAUCUCGCGACCCCACAUUCUCAUUUGAGCAGCGAGGUUGGAAUUACAUACGAGACAUGAAGUUCCUCGUCUCAAUAUUCAUUUUGGGAAGCGUUGUGGGGGUCGUGCACUCCGCAUGGCAAGCUGACCCCCCAUUCUACGCCCAACAGUACGCAAUGGUCGGUGGGGUUCGAGGCCUGUUCGUCGAUCCGGUGGGCGACCUCUUGGCCUUGAGUCCGAGUCGAGAAGUGUUUGCGCUUUACGAGGAGUCGAAUGGCGACGGGACAAUCAACGUGAUCCAGGAACUCAUCAUCUCGUCCGUGGGGUUAGCCCUCAACCACGGUCUCAGUUUCCACGACGGCUUUCUCUACGCCUCCAGCGCCAACACCGUCUACCGAUGGCCAUACACGCCCGGGAACAGGACACAGGUCACAGUGGGACAAGAAACGGUCGUCAACGGAAUGCCGUCGGGUGGACACAAUACGAGAACGAUCGUGUUCGAUGAGCAAGGGCGACUUUAUGUCAGCGUGGGUUCAAGCGUCAACGUGGAUGGGAACUCGGACAGGGCAAGAAUUCGAAGGUUUUCACUCAACGGAACAUUGCCCAUUGCGUUCAACACUGGAGAGGUGUUUGCGGACGGGCUUCGAAAUGAGGUCGGCCUAGCGUGGGAUUUGAACGGAGUUCUUCACGGGGUUGAGAAUGGGGCGGACGCGCUGAACCGACCUGACAUUGGUGGCGACGUGCACAACGGUAACCCAGCGGAGGAGAUGAACAGGUUUGAUCAAACUGUGGGGACGCAUUAUGGUUACCCGUACUGCUUCAGCACCCACAAUCUCACGGGACAGCCGGCUGGGACGCAGUACGCCUGGCCAACGUUCAUGGGCGAUGGUACCCACACGGACACGUGGUGUCGAAAUCCACUCAAUAACCAUCCUCCACUGAUCCCAAUGCCGGCGCAUAAUGCACCCUUGGGAGUCGACUUUUUCCGAGGUCAGAGUUGUGACGUCGGAGAAGGAGCUUUCCCGUGUAAUUCUACUGGUGCCGCCGUCGUGGCUUUCCACGGUUCGUGGAACAGUGUGAUUCCCGUCGGCUACAGGGUUGGCAUGUUCCCGUUCGACUCUGAAGGUCGGCCCACGGGGGACGAGAUCAACGUCGUGUACGAAACCCCGGUGGCCACUUGUUACAUACGGAACUGCUUCCGCCCGGUGAACGCCGUUUUUAAUGCGAAUGGUCACCUUUUCGUAAGUGACGAUGCAGGAGGUCAAAUUAUCAAGGUUACGUAUGGCAUGGCUGCAAAACCCAUCCGAAACUAUGUCGUUCGUCGUUAAAACAAUAUGAAUUAAUUAAACUGUACACUUCAUGCGUGAAUAAACGUGAUAAAUUUUUAAUCAUAAA
Messenger RNA from Folsomia candida, 1429 nucleotides. RefSeq lists its product as uncharacterized. The coding region runs from base 1 to 1362 and encodes 453 amino acids. The record is from RefSeq and is a predicted model, not a curated record. The transcript is spliced from 4 exons. Lineage: Eukaryota; Metazoa; Arthropoda; Collembola; Entomobryomorpha; Isotomidae.